CGUAAGCAGUGCGUGCCGUGGGAAAUCUGACCAGCCGCAUGGCUGCGGGUUGCUCAGCGUCUCCGCGGCCGAAGGCGGCCUCAGAAGGGCCGGUGGUGGGACCGGCCGGCGUCUUGCCUUGCCUAGAAUUGCCUACCUACGCGGCCGCUUGUGCACUCGUGAAUAGCCGCUACUCCUGCCUGGUGGGGGGGCCGCACCGAAGACACAUCGCACUGUCGCCGCGCUACCUUAACAGGAAACGCACCGGUAUCCGAGAACAGCUCGAUGCCGAGCUCCUGCGCUAUUCCGAGAGCCUUUUAGGUGUACCCAUUGCUUAUGAUAACAUCAAAGUAGUGGGUGAAUUAGGAGAUAUUUAUGAUGAUCAAGGACACAUUCAUCUUAACAUUGAAGCAGAUUUUGUUAUUUUCUGCCCUGAACCAGGGCAAAAACUUAUGGGUACAGUUAAUAAAGUGUCUUCCAGCCACAUUGGCUGUUUAGUACACGGGUGCUUCAAUGCCUCCAUUCCUAAACCUGAGCAGAUGCCAGCCGAGCAGUGGCAGACUCUGGAGAUAAACGUGGGUGAUGAACUAGAAUUUGAAGUAUUUCGUUUAGACUCAGAUGCUGCUGGAGUAUUCUGCAUUCGGGGAAAACUAAAUAUCGCUAGUUUACAAACCAAGUGCUCUGCAGUUUCUGAAGAAGUAACAGAAACUGGCACUGAAGAAGCUACUGAAAAACCUCGAAAGAAGAAAAAGAAAAAGAAGAAAGACCCAGAGCCAUAUGAAGUGGAAGGUGGUACCACAGAGCUACCAGAUUUUGCAGAUGUUACCAUGAAGGAAGAGACAGACCUGCCGAUUAAUAACAAUGUGAAUGGCCUCUGGGAGGAAGAGCCAAAGAAGAAGAAGAAGAAGAAAAAGCACCAGGACCCUGUUUUCCAAGGCAGUGACUCUAGUGGUUACCAAAGUGACCAUAAAAAGAAAAAAAAGAAAAAGCACAGUGAGGAGGCUGAAUUUACACCACUUUUGGAACAUGCACCUAAAAAGAAAAGGGAAAAGUAAUUUUCUUUAGUGCAUUUUUAAAUACAAGUUGGUUUUUUAAAAAUUGAUUUACACAAAACAGAUGACUGACUAAAGUUUGAACUAUGAAAUGUUUUGUAUUCCAAUACUUUGCAAAACAGGGAACAUUUGAUUAGGAGUUGUUGAGUUUUUGGUGCUAAAAUUACAAAACUGAUUAUUUGGGAAAUGCCAGUAUUAUUAAAGUGCCAUUUUACUGUAUACAGACUAGAAGGGUAAGAGCUGCCCUCAAUCUCAACUCCUUCAUUCUUCCAGUGUAUACAUUCUAAAUAAAAUGAUUUCUACAGUCCACAAAAGGACUUUUAAAAUACAAUGUUAUUUCAUACAGAAUGAGUUUUGAGCUUGGUUUUUGGUUUUUUUUGUUGUUGUUAGUUAGUUACAGGUUUCACAUUUCGUCAUGAUGUUACAUGACUGACGUGCUAUUUUGCUUUGUUUAAAUUACCAGUUUUAGGAUUUCUUUUAUCAUGGCUACUACAGUAUUUCUACUGUUUGUUUAACUUAGAAUGGUUUGCCAAAGGAGUUUCUGAAGUUUCCAGAGCUCUUAAGAACCUUGCCACUACUGACUGUGUGGUAGGAAACAAUAUUCACUAUCUCUUCUUCUAGGUGCAUGUAUGUUGUUUUCCUUUUUCUCUCAGUCUAAGAGGUUGAGGGAGAGGCUGUUUUCUGACACUUGUUCAUUUGUGCCUCAACCAUUCUGCUUUUGUUGUGUGUUGGAGAGGAGGAGAGUCUGCUGAAGACAGGAAAAAUGUGAUUCUGACUAGUGAGGAAUUUCCCUAUUUUUAACAUUUGAGUUAAGCUACUAGAAAUUAUUAGGAAGAGAAAACAGCUAUUCACUGCUUUCACUGAGAAAAUGUGGAAUAUGUCUUAACUAUUGGAAAACAAUGAAGAAUGAAAUGACAAGCUGGUUCAGCCUGAUAAUGCAAGGUCGUAAUUUAACAGGUAUUUGAUGAUCUGUGUGUAAAACACAUUCUACUAAGGUCCAGGGGUAUAAUGGCAAACAAGGUAGAAAUAAUUCCUUCCCUCAUGGAAUGUCAUAGGAAAAACAGAUGCACAUACACAAUUUAAGUAAGAAAAUACAGAAAAUUACUAAUUGUGGUAAGUGCUACAAAGAAAAAGAAGAUUGUCUACUCACUGUUAGUUGUGAUCCAUGGCAGCCACUGUCAUUGCCAUUUAUCUAGUAUCAGACAUAGUACUGGUCUUAGAUUGUUUAAUGUUUGUUAAUGUAUGGGUUCCCAUAGUAGUAGAUCCAAAUCUGUAAUGAUUGAUAUAGAAUAUAGAAUUUGGAGAGUGGCAGUCAUUCACAGUGAUUGUCUACAAGCACAUGUGCCAGACAGUGGAAAUGUGCAGGCCAGUGUCUUUCCUUAUCAUUAGGUUCAUGUGGGUAUUUAGCCCUCAAAAUGUAGCUAGUCCAAAUAGAGAUGAGGUAUCAGUAUAAAGUACACAUCAGAUUUUGAAGAUGUACAAAGAAAGAAUGUAAAAUAUCAAUUUUGUAUAUUGGUGAGAUUAUAAUAUUUUGGUACAGUGGGGUAAAUAAAAUGUUACAAUUAAAUCAGCUUUUUUCAUUUUUUUUAAAAGAUUAAAAAUUGCAUCUGAGGGGCCCACCUUAUCUUUGUUUUGGACAGCACUGGUUUAAAGGAAGGAUGAAUUGGAAAAAGAUUUAAAACAAGCUAUACCAUAUUCUCAAGAGUUUAAUGUAGUACCAUACCCAGAAAAUGUCUUAUAAAUGUCUUAUACUUUCUUUAAAUUUUUA
Molecule: messenger RNA, 2799 nt
Organism: Eubalaena glacialis (North Atlantic right whale)
Lineage: Eukaryota; Metazoa; Chordata; Mammalia; Artiodactyla; Balaenidae
Gene: POLR1F
Product: RNA polymerase I subunit F
Exons: 4
Coding region: 39-1034 (331 amino acids)
Biological process (GO): DNA-templated transcription; DNA-templated transcription initiation
Cellular component (GO): RNA polymerase I complex
Source: RefSeq, a predicted model, not a curated record